Molecule: messenger RNA, 1673 nt
Organism: Musa acuminata subsp. malaccensis (wild Malaysian banana)
Lineage: Eukaryota; Viridiplantae; Streptophyta; Magnoliopsida; Zingiberales; Musaceae
Product: actin-binding protein wsp1-like
Source: RefSeq, a predicted model, not a curated record
CUGGUUGCAUCCGUCUCUCUCUCUCACUCUCUCACUCUCUCUCUCCAAGAUUGUAUCGAUCCCUUUUCAUAAAGGGUGACUGCCUUUUUCACUGCUGCUGUUGUGCUUCUGCGCGUUUUGUUCUCCUACUACUACACCAGAAGAAUGAGCAGUUUCAUCUGCAUCUAUUUCAGCCCCUCUUAAUUUGGCUAAAUCUCGUCCUCAUCCUCCUCCUCCACCACCACUAUUUCUUACUCUCAGUCUCCUAAACUCUUACUAUGGACUCAACACACAGCACCAGCCUACGGCCCUCCAGCGGCGGCAGCGACGACUUCCACUCCCGCUUCGACACCCUCUCCGCUUUCCUACACUCGUCCUCCUCCACCGCUGCCGUCACCUUCCCGCCUUCCCAUACACCGUCAAUCUCCUCCUCCGACGGCCACCACUUCUUCGACUACUCCUACCUCGACUCCACCAUCGCUGCCGCUGCUGCCCCUUGGCCUCGCUCCCUCAUCCCCAACCCCUCCACUCACACCGCUAUCGCUGCCGGCAGCCUGUCAUCGUCGUCGGUGCGACCACCACCCGACCAGUCCAUCGCCGCGGCGACAGCGCCGCGGAGCUCGAAGAAGCGCUCCAGGGCCUCGCGCCGGGCGCCGACGACCGUGCUGACCACCGACACCUCCAACUUCCGCGCCAUGGUCCAAGAAUUCACCGGAGUCCCCUCUCCUCCCUUCGCCGCCGCUGCCUCCGCAUCCCCCUUCGCCCGCUCCCGCUUCGACCUCUUCCACUCCGCCGCCCCUUCUCCUCCCCAUUUCCUCCUCCGUCCCUUACCCCAGAAGGUCCGAUCCCCUCCCUCCACCGCUAUUACUAAUCCCGCAACAUCUCGUCCUCCUACUUUGAGCAACACGAUCACUACUGCAGCCGAUGCCAACGGCAACACUAUCACUCCUACCGACAACACUAACUACCGACUACCUUCCCAUGACCUUGGCCAUGGCGGAGGCCGAAGCCAACCUAUUGUGAACCCCCAGAUCCCCAUCCUCGACUUGCAAUCCCAUCUCCAAGCCCCACUGCUCCAGCCAAAGUACAGUCUACCCGCCAUGGCGUCAAGCUUCUCGGCGGGGCACAGCAUGAACGACCUCCGCGGGCUCCCGCCGGGGCUCGUCAACACAGUUGAAGCAGACGGCGGCGAUGACACAACGGAGUUGAGGCCGGUCACUGUUGGUGACUACAGAGGCUGCAAGCCGAACUACCCUACUUCGGACCCGUCAGACUUCAACAGGAACAAUGCAUCGGAGAGCUUUGUGGCGACGAGGCGUGAUGAGGGCAUGGUGGAGUCAUGGAUUCAUUCUUCUGAGUAGAAGCUAGAGAAGCACGAUGUAGUUAGAUCGAAGAGGCUGAGGAAGAAGAGCUCUCGCUGCCUUUUCUUCUCGUGCAUGUGACACCAUCCUCUUCUUUGUCUUCUCUAAUUGGUACGUAGACGAGGUUCCUCCAUUUCUUUCUCUUCAGAAUUAUACGUGAUCUAAAACGACAAUGUUAUGGGAACAGUUGUGAUGGGUCUUCUUUUCUCCUUGGAUUACAUCGUAUCCAAUUCUCUGUUCUCCCUUCUGAUAUGGCUAACAGUCAUAAUUCCUGUAAAUUUUGGGUGAUUGUUGGGCAAGAAAUAUCUUUAGAAAUGAGAUCAGCAAUACCUA